AUGGGAAGGUGCCUUAGAAAUCACAGUGUGGUGUACAAAACACCAAAGGUGCCAUUCGACAGAACUAGAUUCGAUGCCGAGUUGAAAUUAGCCGGACAGUUUGGGUUGAAAUGCAAGAGAGAGAUUCAACGUGUCCACUUUAUGUUGGGCCACAUGAGAACUAUUGCCAAGGUGAUGUUAAUGAAAUCCGCCACUGACCCAAAAAGAAUCUUGGAAGGUAACGCUUUACUCCGAAGACUUCACAAUCUCGGGAUCUUACCAAAGGACCAAACCAAGCUUGAGUUCGUCUUGGCUCUUAAAGAAGAGAACUUACUUGAGAGAAGACUUCAGACUAUUGUCUUCAGAAAGGGCUUUGCUAAAUCAAUCCACCACGCCAGAGUUUUGAUUCGUUCUAAGUUGAUCUCCGUCGGUAAACAAAUCGUCGAUGUCCCAUCCUUCAUGGUCAGAGUAUCAUCCGAACCACUCGUACAACUCGCUCCUAACACUCCUCUUACCAACCCAGAGAAGCUUGGAAGAAGAAAAAGAAAAGCAAGAAAGGACGCUAAAGGUCAAUAA
Molecule: messenger RNA, 555 nt
Organism: Entamoeba invadens IP1
Lineage: Eukaryota; Evosea; Mastigamoebida; Endamoebidae
Product: 40S ribosomal protein S9, putative
Exons: 1
Coding region: 1-555 (184 amino acids)
Biological process (GO): translation; positive regulation of translational fidelity
Cellular component (GO): cytosolic small ribosomal subunit
Molecular function (GO): structural constituent of ribosome; rRNA binding
Source: RefSeq, a predicted model, not a curated record